Charadrius vociferus (killdeer) is the source of this 1612-nucleotide messenger RNA. It is a transcript of the gene SEMA4A, whose product is annotated as sema domain, immunoglobulin domain (Ig), transmembrane domain (TM) and short cytoplasmic domain, (semaphorin) 4A. The transcript is spliced from 12 exons. Gene Ontology annotation, biological process: neural crest cell migration; semaphorin-plexin signaling pathway; negative regulation of axon extension involved in axon guidance. The annotation marks the transcript as partial. Gene Ontology annotation, molecular function: chemorepellent activity; semaphorin receptor binding. The record is from RefSeq and is a predicted model, not a curated record. NCBI's taxonomy places the organism in Eukaryota, Metazoa, Chordata, Aves, Charadriiformes, Charadriidae.
AUGCCCAGGAGGGCCUGUGACAGACCUCCAGCUCUGCUCCAGCCGAAGCACCGAGUCCGGGGGCGGUUUCUCCAGCGCCUCCUGCAGUCCCGCGGGGCCGAGCCCGGCUCUGCGCUGCUCCGGGAGCCCGGCAAGAGGGAAACGGCCAUGACAUGGCCCCGCUCACUCGUGCACCGAGUGUCAGGGUCUCUGCGGAGGCACCCUGGGGUGCACGGCCGGGUGGAGCAGCGGGGGGACCCCCGACGGACCCUGACCCACUUCAGCCAAGACAACGUCUCCCACUACGACAUCUUCCUCCUGCACGAGAGUGAGGAGGAGCUGUACGUGGGGGCGCGGGAUCGGGUGCUGGCCCUCACCGUCGGCACCCCGGGCAGCAUCCGUGCCAAAGCCUCGAUAAUAUGGGGACCCACCGCCGAGAAAACCUCCGAAUGUGCUUUUAAGAAGAAGAGCCAGGAGACCGAGUGCUUCAACUUCAUCCGCGUCCUUGUGGCCCUCAACCAGACUCACCUCUACGUCUGCGGGACCUAUGCCUUCAGCCCCGCCUGCACCUACAUCCACCUGGAGAACUUCACCCUGGUGUCCAGCAGCAGAGGACAACCUUUCCUGGACGGGAAGGGCCAGUGCCCCUUUGACCCCCAGCAUACCUACACGGCCCUGCUGGUGGAUGGUGAGCUCUACGCCGGCACCAUGAACAACUUCCAGGGCAACGAGCCCAUCAUCUCCCGGUCGCUGGGCAGCCGGACCCUGCUCAAGACAGACGCUUUCCUGCGCUGGCUUUCGGCCGAUGCUGCCUUCGUGGCCUCCUUCAGCAUCCCUGGAGAUGACAAGGUCUACUUCUUCUUCGAGGAGACGGCCGAUGAGUUUGAUUUCUUCGAGCGGCUCCUGGUGCCGCGGGUGGCCCGUGUCUGCAAGAGUGACGUCGGCGGGGACAAGGUGCUGCAGAAGAAGUGGACAACAUUCCUGAAGGCCCAGUUGGUGUGCUCGCAACCCGGCCGCUUCCCCUUCAACGUCAUCCAUCACGCCUUCGCCCUGCCCCGUCGCGACGGCGGUGCCGAUUUCUACGCCGUCUUCACCUCGCAGUGGCAGGCGGGCAGGGCGGGCAGCGCGGCCGUCUGUGCCUACAGUCUGGAGGCUCUGGAGGAGGUCUUCGAGGGCAAGUACAAGGAGCUGAACAAGGAGAGCUCCCGAUGGACGGUCUAUGGUGGCCCCGACAUGAGUCCUCGGCCCGGCAGCUGCUACAUGGGUCCCUCCUCUGACAAAGCCCUCACCUUCAUGAAGGACCAUUUCCUUAUGGACGGGAAGGUGUCACCCAUCCAGGGGCGGCCACUGCUGGUGAAGACGGAUGUCACAUACACGCGCAUCGUGGUGGACGAGACUCGUGGUGUCUCAGGAGCCAUCUACCGUGUCAUGUUCCUGGCCACAGCGGAGGGUUUCCUGCACAAAGCAGUGGAGUUGCCUGAGGGUCCCCACAUUGUGGAAAGCAUCCAGCUCUUCAGGACGCCGGAGCCAGUGAAGAACCUACUGCUGGCCCCGGGGAAGGGCAUCCUCUACGUGGGCUACUCUGGUGGUGUCCUCCAAGUCCCGUUGGCCAACUGCAGCCUGCACCAGAGCU